AUGUAUGAAACUUAUUAUUUUAUCUCGCUAAUGAUUUUUAGAGAUUUUAGAAUAAUUGUGAAAUAUAAUAAAUAUCAAAUUUCCAUUUUAAUCUUAUUUUUUGUAACUCUAUAUUAAAAUGGUGGAAUUGUGUUAGGAGCUUAAUAUAAUCAUAAUAUUUUUUUCUUGUCCACUCAAAUCACAUACUUUUUGCCAGUCCUUUUUAUUUCUCUUCUAAUAAAUUCAAAAACUCUAUUUCAAUACAGUUACGCUUAUUCAAAAAUGCAAAAAUCACUUAUUUAAUAUUAUGCUUAUAAAUAAUUUAAUACUAGAGUUACUUACAUUCAUCCAUUUAUUUUUAGUGAUAAAUACUAUUUUUUAUUCAAAAUUUGA
This is a messenger RNA of Paramecium sonneborni, 372 nucleotides long. Lineage: Eukaryota; Ciliophora; Oligohymenophorea; Peniculida; Parameciidae. The record is from the annotation of a GenBank genome assembly.